CUUGCAGCUAAAUGGGGGCGUUGAGUGGGGCUGGAGCGAUGGGAGCGGCUGUGGCGGCCUUUUACGUGACAGCUGCCCCCCACUCCGCGCUCGGGGGAGACUCUGGGGAACUGAUCACAGCUGCCUAUGAGCUUGGAGUUGCUCAUCCUCCUGGCUACCCCCUCUUCACUCUUUUGGCUAAACUGGCCAUUGAGCUUUUUCCCUUUGGUUCUGCUGCGUAUCGUGUCAAUCUCCUCUGCGCCUUGUUGGGGGCAGCUGCAGCAUCGCUUCUGUUUUAUACAGUUGUCAGGCUUUCUGGCUCGCAGGCGGCAGGAGUCUUUGCUGUGGGGAUGUUUUCGUUUUCCCGUCUAACGUGGCAAUGGUCUAUCACAGCAGAGGUUUUCAGCUUAAACAAUCUGUUUGUGGGGCUGCUGAUGGCGCUUUCCGUGCAAUUCGAGGAAGCAACAACUGCAAAAGAGAGAUCAAAGAUCUGUAAAGUGGGUGCCUUCUCUUGUGGACUUAGCAUGUGCAACCAACAUACCAUUGUGAUCUACGUGCUUUGCAUUGCUUUGUGGGUUUCCUCUCGCUUGUUCAGAGAGAGAGAGGUGACCCUGAGCAAUGUGCUGAAAUUAGGCUCCUGCUUCUUGGCUGGUUGUCUGCCUUAUCUCUACUUGCCUAUCUCUGCCUACCUCAAUAAAGCUCGAUGGACCUGGGGAGACCAGACAACCUUGAAAGGAUUUAUGACCCAUCUUCUCCGGGAAGAGUAUGGCACAUUCAAUCUGGUAAAAUUGGAAAAUGGAUCCAGUACGACUGAUGUAUUGCUGUGCUCCGACACGAGUGAUGUUGAGGUGGCCACACCAACCCCAGCUACACCCUACCCCAGCAAUGCCUCCCCAGCCCCCGCGUUAUUCAUUUUGCAAUUUCUUGUUGCAUGUGUAAACUGUCUUCAUAAACUCUUCAAAUUAUAUUUUUUCCUCCACUUUAGACCGAAGACAGAGAAGUCACAGCUGAUUUGGCUCUUUACGUCAAUGUUAUUGAUAUACUCUCUUUUCUUUGCUUGGAGGGCAAAUUUGGAUAUUUCAAAGCCCCUGUUUAAGGGGGUGGUCGAGCGAUUCUGGAUGCAAAGCAAUGCAGUGAUUGUCGUUCUAGCUGGCUUUGGCUUCUCUUUACUCUUUUUUCUUGUUGAGAUAUUUAUUGGAAACAGCAGAAUGGUUUACAGUUUGGAAUGGCUUCUGGCAGCUGUUCUUGUUACUGCUCAAAUCUAUUCCAAUUACAGUGUCUGUGACCAAAGUAACAACCAUGUUGUUGACCGGUUUGCCAUGAAUCUUUUGUCCUCCAUGCCUCCAGAUGCCAUCAUCUUGCUAAGAGGGGACCUGCCUGGGAAUUCUCUUCGCUACAUGCAUCACUGUGAGGGUAUAAGACCUGAUAUCACCUUAGUUGACCAAGAGCAAAGACACCUUUGUCUGUAUUGGACUCCAUGAAGGUGACCCUACCUGGAAAAAAGACUAUUCCCUUUGGCCCUGGGGCUCUUGUGAUAAACUUGUAUCUUCAAAAGUUCCCUUUGAUCCUGAAAUGUGGGUUGAGCGUACCCAAAACCUCUACAACUGGACUGAGGAAUAUGGCAGGUUUGACUCAUCUUCCUGGGAGUUGGUAGCAAAUGAAGAGAUGUGGCAAGCCAGGAUGAAAACAGCCUUCUUUCUUUUUGACCUUGCAGAAACUGGUUCCACAUCUGUGGAAGAGAAAGCAAAGCUUUACAUCCUUGCUUAUAAGCUGUACAAGGAAAUUGUAAACACGUACAAAACUCAUCCAGUGAACUGGCACAAAAAUUACGCCAUCGCCUGCGAGAGGGUGCUACAUCUUCACCCAGCGAGGGAAGACCCAGAAGUGCUACUCUUAGAAAUCAUCAAACACUUCCGCUUUUACUUGGAGGAAGCUGCAGAUGAUCCCCAGCAGAGCAGCAUUUUGCAAGCCAUAAAGCAUAUGAAGAAAGAACUUCGGGAAGUGAGAAAACUGAAGAAGGCAGCGAGGCGGCUUGCAUAGGAUGUGCUGAUGAGCUCCAAGGGAAAAUUUGUUGGAGAGGAAAUGAAGAGUAAGAGAAGGAUUCCGUAGAUUGUGGGGGGGAAAACAAGCUUAAAUGCAGGGUUUUGGAUAGGAGGAAAAUACUAAAUCAAAAGAAGGGGGUGUAGAGAAGCAUAAACAAAGGCUGGGGGGGAUAUGAAUUGGGAUUUUUCUCCCUUUUGAUGUUACAAUGUGGGGGGUCAUUAAACAAAGCUGAACAUUGGAGAUUCUAACUGAAAACAUCUUAAUAAAGUACAUUGGUAAUUAGAGCCCUGGUGGCGCAGUGGUUAGAAUGAAGUAUUGCAGGCUAACUGCCCAUCGUCUUGAGUUCAAUCCUGAUUGGCUGAAGGUUGACUUAGUUUUUUAUCCUCAGGUAUGGUUGACUAGGCACUGUCGUUUGCUGUGAACAUGGCUACCAGAUAGAACAGGGAUGUCAAACUCAAUUUUAUUAAGGUCCACAUCAGAGUUGAGUUUGAUUUCAGUGGGCCAGGGUAGGCAUGGUCAGCUUAAUGUCACUCCUGUUGGGGGUACCUGUGACGUCCCGAGCGCUCUGCCAACGAAAACGGGCUCCCAAGCUCUGUUUCCAGCUGUGAUGGCUUCCUGCAAUCCUCUGCCAGUGAAAA
Thamnophis sirtalis is the source of this 2660-nucleotide messenger RNA. NCBI's taxonomy places the organism in Eukaryota, Metazoa, Chordata, Lepidosauria, Squamata, Natricidae. The record is from RefSeq and is a predicted model, not a curated record.